GAGAUUCCGAAGCUUUGACUUUGCUGAAGGGAAAAAUGAGGCCUGUUUUCUGUGGGAACCUGGAUUUCGACGCGCGUCAAUCUGAUGUGGAGAGGCUCUUCAGAAGAUACGGGAAAGUCGAUAGAGUCGACAUGAAAUCUGGAUUACUUGGAAAGUUGGAAUGUCCAUGCUCUUCUUGGAUGGAUGUGCCUCUCUGCAUUUCUUUUCUAGAAUGUGCCCCAGCUUCUCCUUCUUGUAUUUUUCCAGAAGAAAUAAUCUGAUCCGUCCUUGCCCUGCCAUUCUGCAUAUCCUCAGCAUUCAUUGCUUUUUCAUUCUUCAUGACUUUUGCUCAGUGUUCAAUUUCCAACAUGUUUCAACAUAGAAACCAUGAUGAUUUCGCAACUGUGGCAGGGUUUGCUUUCAUUUACAUGGAAGAUGAACGAGAUGCUGAGUAUGCAAUCAGAAGGCUUGAUAGAACUGAAUUUGGUAGAAAGGGACGUCGGAUUCGUGUUGAGUGGACUAAGCAAGAACGUGACAGUAGAAGGUCAGGUGGUGAUUCCAGAAAACCUUCAUCUAAUUCAAGGCCAUCCAAAACAUUGUUUGUUAUUAAUUUUGAUCCAGUUCACGCCAGGACAAAGGAUCUGGAGAGACAUUUUGACCCUUAUGGGAAAAUUUUAAAUAUAAGGAUCAGAAGGAAUUUUGCUUUUAUUCAGUAUGAAUCACAGGAGGAUGCUACUAGAGCUUUGGAGGCGACCAACCUGAGCAAGUUUAUGGACCGUGUUAUCACGGUGGAGUAUGCCAUAAGAGAUGAUGAUGACAGAGAUAGAAGGAACGGAUACAGUCCUGAAAGAAGAGCUCAUGACUCGCCUGAUGGGAGAUAUGGUCGUGGUAGAUCGCCCAGUCCAUAUCGUAGAGGUAGUGGUAGCCCAGAUUAUGGUCAUGGAUCAAAUCCAUCUUCCCGACCAGAAACAAAAGGAAGCCCCAAGUAUGAACGAGCUGAAAGUCCGAUAAAUGGGAGAUAUGAUAGCCGGUCUCCACCACCCCGAGAAAGGUCACGUUCUUGAGGAAAAGCUGUAGACUGUGAAAUUGUUGUUAGACCAUUUUAUUUUUAUUUUAGUCCAUAGUUUGGCAGCAAAAACUCAGACUUAGUUAUGUAUUUAUUGUUAUGUUUGGUUAGAACCUUAAAUUGAUAAAGACAUUCUAGAUGUUAUUAAAUGUGUUGCAUGUCAAAUUAUGGAUUUUUCUUCUGCUGAAAAA
Molecule: messenger RNA, 1236 nt
Organism: Vigna umbellata (rice bean)
Lineage: Eukaryota; Viridiplantae; Streptophyta; Magnoliopsida; Fabales; Fabaceae
Product: serine/arginine-rich splicing factor RS41-like
Molecular function (GO): RNA binding
Source: RefSeq, a predicted model, not a curated record